Laccaria bicolor S238N-H82 is the source of this 678-nucleotide messenger RNA. RefSeq lists its product as uncharacterized. The coding region runs from base 1 to 678 and encodes 225 amino acids. The transcript has 2 exons. NCBI's taxonomy places the organism in Eukaryota, Fungi, Basidiomycota, Agaricomycetes, Agaricales, Hydnangiaceae. The record is from RefSeq and is a predicted model, not a curated record.
AUGUCCACCAGCAGACUGUGCCUGCUGAAACACCUCCAUCCUUUCAACAAAUGGUGGUGGUCACUCAUAUGUCUAAACCUUGAGAUUCCAGUGGCCUUACGCCAUACUGGUAAUGCUCUAAAACUUCAGGAGCAUUAUACUUGCUACCUUGCUCUUCUUGAGGCUGAGAAGAAAUUCAAGAAGAUGCAGAAGGAUGGGACUUGGCUGGCUGGACUUAGACUGCCUGUCAGUGGAGAGAUUCUGAACCUCUUCAUUGGAAAAUCGACUUGGACCAAGACUUUUCCUCAUAUAGCAGAGUAUCCAGAAAUGGUAAAGUGGUUGAGUGAUGAAGAGGACUGUAUGGAGACAGAAGAGUUGUUUGGGGUGAAGUUGAAGGCAUAUCACUUUGCAGAGCUUCUUGCAUGGGUGCAGAAUGGAGGAUCAUUGGUUAAGCCGAAGAAAGGAGCAGCAAAGGAUGCAUCUGCAGCAACUUCUAGCACAUCCAAGAAAUUGUCUACAUCAAAGAAGCCUGCUGGAUCUGCUAAGAAGGUGGCCACUUCCAAGAGUGGAACUUCCAAGUGCAAAUAUAGUUUGAAUCUUUUUGGUCUUUUGGGUGCACUGGUUCUUUGCUAUUAUCUGGAUGGUCUUGCUGGCAACUUGAGCUUUUCAAAUUUAUGCACAUGCAUCUACUGGUUCUAG